AUGUUGGGCCCCUGUUCGGAAAAAUAUCGGUUUGGUAUUAUUGGUAAAAACGAGCGAAAACGCGGCGGCGGAAAAAAAUACAAGAAGAAAAUUGAGGGAAAAAGUGGUGGAGGAGCGGGGUGUGUGUAUAUUGGAGAGAGAGAGAGAGAGAGGAGAGAGACAAGUCAGAGAAAAAGAGCGAGGGACGAGAGAGUGAGAGAGAUUAGACACACAUACACACAUGUUGUGUGCUAUUCCCUUUUGGCGCACGCGUUGCGUGUGCGUAGCGUGUAAAGGAGGUAGUUUGAAAUUUUGUGCGAAACUUUGAGGCAGUGAAUGCAUGCGUAUCUAACUAUCUGAGUCAUGUGGAGUAUCGUUUGGACCUGUUUUUUGCGUUCAGUUUCUUUCGCAAUUUUUCUACUCACUAUAUUCGCCUGAUUCCUCUUUUUAAAUAGUGAUUUUUGCAGAGAACACCGGAAUUUGGAGCAUCGUUGGAGAGAUAUGUCGACAACAGCACUACAGGUAGGAUUUAUUUGAAAAUUGUAUCAAAAAAUGAAAAUGGUGAAGAAUUGAUUGAUUGAUUGGGAAAUAUUAUAAACAAUCGAUAAAAUUGAUAGAAAACUAGGUUUUGAAUAAGGUUACUGUGAAAAUUAGAAACAGUUCACGGUGUUUUGAUUGAAAAUCGGUGGAUUAUAUUUGACAAAGAAGUUUAGCGUUCUCGGAAAAAAACUUUUAAUGACAUUUUGCAAACUGUUGAAAUUUUUGUGCACAUUCAUUUCAAAUUGAAAAGUUAUUUCCAUACAUCGCAUCUUCACUCAUAGUACCGUAAUUCUUAUCACACCCUUCUCAUCGAAAUUUCCAAGAGCACUCUGAAAAUUUCAAAAAAAAAUUCAUUUUUCAAAAUUCAAAACUUUUUGAAAAUUUCGAACCAAAAUCUAUUUCGCCAAAUUUUUGUUCAGAAGUUUCAAAAAUGUGACCUCCUUUUCAAAAACGAACUCAAAUUGUCAUGACCUAAUAUUGAAAUAUUAGGUUUUUGUUUCAAUUUCGAAAUUUGCGGUUUUUAUAAAGUUUUUUGAUAGAAAAUUAAUUUUAAAAAAUCAAGAUUUUUAUUAAAACACUUGGAUUUUUGUAUAAAUUGAGACGACAAUUGGCAAAAUUCAUCUGUUUCAAAUUUUUAUAGGAAAAUUAAAAAAUAUAUCAAGUAACAAGUUUUUUUAAAUUAAAAAAUACCUGCUUCUCAGGUGGAAAAUCAAAUUUUUCCAGUGAAAAAUCGAGAUUUCCUCAAAUUUUAAUAGAAAAAUUGAACAUCUCGAGCAAGAUCACAUUUUUCUCAAAGCUUUUGAUUGAAAAAUAAAAUUGGAUUUCGAAAUUUAUGAGAUUUCAUUAGAAAUUGCCACGUGGACUUUUUCUUUUCAACAUUGAAAAAAGUUACUUACUUAAUUUUCACUUUGAUUUUUUCCAGAAAGCAAUCGAAUUGGUUACAAAAGCGACAGAAGAAGAUACGGCCGGAAAAUAUGAUGCCGCUUUGAGGUUUUAUGAUCAGGCUAUCGAGUAUUUUUUGCACGCCAUCAAAUGUGAGUUAUUUUUGUUGAUUUUUCAAAAAAUUUGGAGAGGUUCAAGGCAAAAACAAAAAUUUAUUUUUGGACUAAAAAUUGUGAUUUUUAUGAGUUUAUAUGAAUGUAAAUGGCUAAGACGCCGCACUUUUUGACCUAAAAUUUACCCAAAAACUUCGAUUUUCACCGUCGAAUAUGUCUAAAAAUCCUAUUUUCAGACGAAUCACAAGGCGAAAAACAAAAACAUGCAAUUCGCUCAAAAGUUCAAACUUAUUUGGAUCGAGCCGAACAAAUCAAAAAAUUUCUGAAAGAAGGAAAAGAACGGAAACCGGUGAAGGAUGGAAAAGAUUCGGAUUCGGAUGAAGAUACUGAUAAGAAGAAAUUGCAGGUGGGAAGCUUUGGCUGAAAAUUGGAAAGAUUUAGUUUGGAUUAGGGGUUUUGAGCCAAAAUUUGAGAAAAUUACGUGAUUUUGAGUCUAGAAGUUUUUGUUAUUGAAAAUUGGGUUUCACAAGCUUUAUUUUGAGUAUUUUGAAGAAACAAUCCUGUUUUUUUAACAUUUUAACCCAGAAACAUGUUUGGCCAAUAUUUUGGAAUUGUUAGAUCAAAUUUACGCCUAGUUGAUUUUGAAGCAAACCAGACAUUGUUUAAGCUCAUAGUUCUCACGUGGAAUCCAUAAAAGUCCGGCUAAGUUUGUAUUGUUCGCAUUUUAGUUUUUUUUUAGGAAUUUUCUUUAAAUUUUUGGAAAAUCAGUUUCAUCAAACCAAAUAUUGUGGCUGGAAUUUUUAUGUCAAAAAAUCUGCAAUUUUCCACAUAUGAGGCAUACUUUUUGUAACCGGAAAAUGAUGAGGUUCAGACUUUUCAUAGUCUUUAAAAAAUUUAACUGAAUCCACGUGGAACUUUUGAGUGGUCAAGUUUUUCUUACAAUUAGAACUUUGAAAAUUACUGGUUUCGAUUUGUUAAAUUAAUUUUUAGAACAAUUAAUUUUUCCAGGAAUUUGGAUAGAAGAAAUUCGGAUAAUCUGAAAUUAAUUUCGAUUUUUCGACUUAAAAAUAUAAAAUUUCAAUUUGCAGGAUAAAUUAUCGGGUGCAAUUGUAAUGGAAAAACCAAAUGUAAAAUGGUCGGAUAUUGCUGGAUUGGUUGGAGCAAAAGAAGCAUUGAAAGAAGCUGUUAUUUUACCUAUCAAGUUCCCGCAAUUAUUUACUGGUUAGUGAUAUUUUUGGGGUAGAAAAUGAGCCGAAAUCUUUUAUUUUUGAUCUGAAAUUAACUCAAAAUUCACAAAAGUUUCAUUGAUUUGUUUGGCAAAAAUAUUUGGAAAAACCUGUAGAAAGGGAUCUAGGAAAGGAGAAUAAAGGAAGGAAUGGAAAUGAAAGGAUAGAGAAACAUGUACAAGAAAUGUGGGAAAAAACAUCACAAUUAAGAAUAUGUCUAAAUUAAUUGUGCCUGCAUACUAUGUUGUGGUUGGCCUGCUACAUGAUGAUAUGCUCCAGGUGGAGCCUUGUGUGUUCGCGUCGUCAGAGACAUAUCCUCUUCUUUGAUUAUAAAUAGACUUGCGCCAUAAAUUGCGGGAGCAAUUAUACACGGAAAGAAUGCACAAUAUGUGCAGAAGAUUUGCCACAUUGAUUUGUCAUCUUUUCGAACUUCCGAAUCCGGUGGAAAGAUUGUUAGAAUGUAGAAGGGAACUGUGUAGAGAGGGCUGCAAAAAUGCGCGGAAUUUUUGGAGGAUUUCAACCUAUGAUAUUUUAAAGCUGAAAUUCUCAAAAAUUUUGGAGAAUUAUGAGCCUGAAAUUGGCAUUUUUGAGCACUUGUUUUCGAAUUUUAAACUUUAAUUUGAACAUUUUUUGAGUAACAUUUAUUUUUAUGUUACGUGUGGAAAUUUCAGAAUUUUGAUUUGAAAUUCUGAAUAUUCUUCUGAGCAGAUUUGACCCCUCAAACUCACCACAAUAAGAAUGCAUAAACCAAGAAUCGACUCUUAUAAAGUCCCAAAGACUGGAAAACAAUUGGACUGUGAAAUAGGAUUUGCAAAAUGCGAAAAUAAGCAUAGGAUGAGAAAAUGGCUGGAAUUGACACGCCAAAAAUCAGAGCAUACACCAAGAAUUUGAGGCCCGAAUCUUUGUGAGAAAAAACACAAGUUCGAACUGUCGGACCAUAAACUACAACUGAACCAUUUGUGAUUGAUGGAAGAGCCAAAAAAAAUGAGAUGAUCCACGAAAGAAUGCACAAUUUGGUGGGACUUAGACCGAAUAAUUGUUCGUAGUGAAUUCGGGCGAAUGUUAAAAGAUGAACACCAGCUAUGCAUAGAUUCAUCAUUGCCAUUACUGUCCACACGGUUACUGUUAGAGCAGUCUGAAAAUUGAGAAAGAAUUUGAGGAAACUUUCGAGGUUUAAAGACUUAAGAUGCUCUUUUGAGUGUUUUCAGGUGAUCUGAAGAUUGUCUUGAGAUUUUUAGGUUUCUGUAAUUUUUGUCCCCAAAACCCAGAUUUGAAAUGAUUCUAUUCUACGAAAAUGCCAUGUCAUCGAAUUUUUUUGAAAAAAAAUACACGGCAUGUGGUGUUUUUCGCAUCCGCAAAAGAAUUAUUUUGUUGUAAUAAUAUUAAUGUAUGUUUUUUGUGUGUCCCAUAAAAUUUCUAGUCUUCUUUUCAAUUAAAAAAUGAGCAAACCUGUAUCUUACACAACAAAUGACUAGACAUAAAUAGAUUUUCCCCUGUAUACACAUUAUACAUCAAAAUUGGCACCAAAACUAGCAAUCCGACCAAAUUCGUAAUACAAAGAUGAGCAAUGAAAUGUGAUGAGUAGAAGUUUUGAUAGAGUUUUUGAGUGGUUAUGUAGAUUAUUAGCACGAUGUUUCCGAUGAUUCCGAGUAGAGAAAAGAAAGCGAAACUGAUGGCUAAUGGGGGAUGCGGAUCCAUUUUAUGCGUUUGAUUUAGAUAUUCAUUUUCAUAAUCUGUGUUGGUGAAGGCGCUGAAGAAACCACCCAUUUUUGAUCUGAAAAUUAAUGGUUUUUUGAAUGGAAAUCGGAAUCGAAAAGUCGGGAUGAUCAAAAGAUCAAGAAAAUAUAGAGGAAGCUUUGGUCUCAAUCUAAAUAUUACAUAUAAGCCUUGAUAUCUCAAAUUUCAAAGAGCAACUACCACAUUAUAAUCAAAACUCUAGAUUUUCAAAUGAAAAUUAGAAUUCCAGCUUUGGACCAAAAAUUAAAUUUUUCGGGGUUGGAAUUUGUUCGUUCGAGACUGAAAGGAUUAAAAAAGUCUAAUUGUGAGAUAAUUUGGAAAUUAUUGUAUGAAGAAUAAAAAGAUUAACAUAAGGCUUCGAAAAAACAAUUGGAUCUUUUUUUGGAAACUAUUCUGAAAAAUCUAAAAUCCAGAAUUUUUUAGGGUUUUUUUUUUGAUUCUAGUUAGGCUUUCUAAGGUUUUUUGACACAUUCUUACUGAAAUAACACGGCAUUUUAUGGUUAGACAAAGAAAAAACGGCUAGAAGAAGAAAAAACCAAAAAGCCACACGGAAAAAGAAAACACGAAGACAUACAUAUAUAUAUAUUUUUCUCGUUUUUCAGUCACUCUUUCUUUCUCUAGUAUAUUUUUUGAGCAGAAAGAGAGUGAAAAGAGCCAAGUUUUGCUCACUAGAAGCUAGAAAAAGAUAUAGAGAAACGAGAGAAUGAGAGGGUGGUUAGAGAAAGAGAGGAACGAAUUUUUUUGUGAAGAAGAGGAGAAGAAGUCUAUUGAUCAGAUGAAGAAGAAGAAGAAGAAAUUCUGUGUGGUUGGCUUUUUUGGGACACAUGAGAGAGGGAAAUUGCUUGAAGGAGCUGAAUGAAUGAAUGAGUGAAGAGGGGGUGGAGAAGGAUGCUCCUUCUUUUCUUGGCGUCAGAAAUUUGAAGGGUUCCAGAGAAAAUUAGGAAUCUUUUUGGAUAAUUCGAGGUUUUCCACGUAUAUUUUCCAUCAAGAUUGGAUUAUUGAGGAGUCUUCGAUUGGAAAGUUUUUCAUCGCAAAAGAAAAUUUAAUUAAAAGUUUUGAGCCGCGAAAAAACAUGCUCAAAAUUGAAGUUUUCGAUGGAAAAUUGAAUUAUAUUCUCCUGGAAUUCUGAAAAUCCCACGUGGUAUUUUCGGCGUCAAAACAAGAAUUUUUUCGAAAAAUUAGAAGAACUGUAGCAUGUCACGUGGCAGAUCAACAUUUUUCAAAAAUAAAGAAUUCGUCUGAUUUUAUUUUUACUUUGGAAUAUAAUUAUUUUUGAGCAUAAAGAACAUGGGGGAAUAAAAAACAUAAAAUUGUUGUGUUAUUUUUGGUGCUUGAAAAACACAUGAAAGCUAAUAAAAUAAAACUAAUUACAAAGCUUUCUUAGUUUUUUCUUUCUUGACAAAAAAGUUUUGAGCACGUUUUUUGUUCAAAAUUUCAAAAAUUCAACACCAUUUCCAUGGUUUCAGAUUUCUCUUCUUUUUUCGAGAAAACUUUAAUUAUUCACAAGUUUUCUCGAAAAAUAGUGUCAAAUUUUGAGGUUAUUUGUUUCGAAAAAAACUAGGUGUAAUAGCGGAGCAUCGUUGGAAAUCCUACAUUUCAGGGGAAAAAUUAAAAUUUUAGCAUGUGUAUAAGCGGGAUAUUGUUUGAAAAAUAAGGAAAAUUAACCCUUAUUAAAAUAGUUAAAAAUUCACAAAAAUUCAAAUUCUAAGGUGUUUCAUUUAAAUAUCAUACGAAUGCUCAUUUUUCAGGAAAUCGUAAACCAUGGCAAGGAAUUCUACUCUUUGGUCCCCCAGGAACUGGUAAAUCAUAUAUUGCAAAAGCUGUUGCCACUGAAGCCGAUAAUUCCACAUUUUUCUCGAUUUCCUCAUCUGAUUUGAUGUCAAAAUGGUUGGGAGAAUCGGAAAAAUUGGUGAAAAAUUUAUUCGCAUUGGCCCGUGAAAAUCGACCAAGUAUCAUUUUCAUUGAUGAAAUUGAUUCAUUGUGUUCGCAAAGAUCGGAUAAUGAAUCUGAAUCGGCGAGAAGAAUUAAGACGGAAUUCAUGGUUCAAAUGCAAGGAGUUGGAUUGAAUAAUGAUGGAAUUUUGGUGUUGGGAGCCACAAAUAUUCCGUGGAUUUUGGAUGCUGCAAUUCGAAGGUGAGGAAUUAGAUAACGAGGACUUUGGGAGGGUUUUGAGUGAAAUUUAGGGAAUUUCUGAAAUUGUAUGCCCGGUUAACUGAAAAUUUGAAAAAUUUGAAAUAUCAACAUUUUUUGCAGACGUUUCGAAAAACGGAUAUACAUUCCAUUGCCCGAUAUUCAUGCGAGAAAAGAAAUGUUCCGAAUUGAUGUUGGCAAAAAUCGAAAUAAUUUGAGCGAUCAGGAUUAUAAGGUAAGACUUUUUGGGUUAGACAUGUUUAUUUGCUAAAACAUCGUCAAAUCAGCCGUUAAUAUGAACCCAAACCAAUUAUUUUGUUGCAGUUUUUGGCCGAAAGAACUGAAGGAUAUUCGGGAUACGAUAUUAGUAUUUUGGUGAAAGAUGCAUUGAUGCAACCGAUUCGACGAGUUCAAUCUGCUACACAUUUCAAGUAUGUUUUUUGAGAUGAAAAUUUGGAUUUUUUAGCUAAUAUAAGUCUGAAUUUUGAAUUCAAACCCGUUGUUCCACUAAAAAACCAAUUUUUCUCUCUGAUUCCUAGCCGAAGAAAUACAAUCAUUUUGCAGACAUGUUUCUGGACCAUCACCAAAAGAUCCAAACACAACUGUUCAUGAUUUGUUAGCCCCUUGUAGUCCAGGAGAUGCACACGCUAUUGAAAUGAGUUGGUUGGAUGUGCCAAGUGAUAAAUUAGCUGAUCCAGUUUUGUCUAUGGUAAGUCCGCUUCAAGGCAAAUUCUAUAUUUCCAGAAUAACAUUUUUCCUAAUUUUCAGCAAGAUUUGAGUCGUUCACUGUCAUCUGUCAAACCCACAGUCAAUUCGGCUGAUUUGGAUCGUUUGGAACAGUUUAAAAAUGAUUUCGGUCAAGAUGGUCAAGAGUAA
Messenger RNA from Caenorhabditis angaria, 7483 nucleotides. The record is from the annotation of a GenBank genome assembly. Lineage: Eukaryota; Metazoa; Nematoda; Chromadorea; Rhabditida; Rhabditidae.